UGAGCAGAUUGAAUUUUGUUUUUGUUUUUAUUACACCGUAAUACAAAUGCCAUCUGUUGAUCAAAAUUUUAAAUUCACUCACAUUAAUUCGAUUUUUCUGUGAUGUUUCAUUGUUGUUAUGAAAAUAGUAUAAUUGAUUGUUGUUUGUGAGUGAUUUAAUAGUUUGGGUUCAACGUAACAACGACGAUGGCGACCACGACGAAUAUUUCGUCAUCGGAUACGAAUAUCAACAAUCAAUUAGCAUUCGAUACGGCCAAUUCGGAAACUCAUCAAUAUUAUUUGGAUCGUCUUAAAUCGAUGGUUGAAAAUGAUAAUUCCAGCCAUAUGAAAAAAUAUAUCAAUGAUCAAUUAUUAUCCGAUCUGGCUACAAGUCUGUUGGAUCAAACAGUUAUUAACAUAUUGAUUAUGUUACGUCUACAACAAGUGAAUAAUGAACGUGAAUUGAUGCAACAACGUGAUUCAAUGAUUGCCAAACUUGAUGCUAAACGAAAUAGUAAAAUCGAACAAGUUGAGAAAAAAUUUGCCAAUGGUGAGAUUACAUCAUUUAAACGUGAUGAUCUACUCAAGGAAAUGAAAAAACAUUACGAAGAGAAAAUCGUAUCGAUCGAUAUGCAUCUUUUAAAUCUUGUGGAUAAAAAUGUACGUGAACAACAGAAAACAUUGAUGGAUGCUGAAAUACCUGGUUUCCAUAUUACGAAUAAUUCACAUGAAAUUGAAGCUCAAGUUAAAUUGUUGAAUUUCAUUGAACAAAUUAUCAAUCUAAGUGAUGAAUCAAAAUUGGCAAUAAAUUGAAUUAAUUACG
Dermatophagoides farinae (American house dust mite) is the source of this 802-nucleotide messenger RNA. It is a transcript of the gene gdl, whose product is annotated as gonadal protein gdl. The record is from RefSeq and is a predicted model, not a curated record. Lineage: Eukaryota; Metazoa; Arthropoda; Arachnida; Sarcoptiformes; Pyroglyphidae.